Stegostoma tigrinum is the source of this 6217-nucleotide messenger RNA. RefSeq names its product AP-3 complex subunit mu-1. Gene Ontology annotation, biological process: endocytosis; intracellular protein transport. NCBI's taxonomy places the organism in Eukaryota, Metazoa, Chordata, Chondrichthyes, Orectolobiformes, Stegostomatidae. The record is from RefSeq and is a predicted model, not a curated record. Gene Ontology annotation, cellular component: cytoplasmic vesicle; clathrin adaptor complex. The transcript is spliced from 9 exons. The coding region runs from base 407 to 1663 and encodes 418 amino acids.
CUCCAGCAUCUGCAGUUCCCAUUAUCUCAGAGCACAUCAGCAGCCCAAGAGGGCGGUACAAGCAGUCAGCAGUGGGAGCGGGGCCCGAGCACUUUAGGAAAGCAGACCAUUCAAGUUCAUAACGUGAAAUAUUUGUCGCUUAACAUUUUACGCAGUCCAGACCCGCCCACUAAGUCGCAAGCAGUGACCAGCUGAAUAGAAGCGCGUGAAGCCUGGGUUUGCCAAAUUUUCAGAAUUAUUCGGUGGUAGUUUUCAGGAGCUGCUUCCGGCGGCGCCGCCGCCAUAUUCCUGGGGCUGCUCUUUGACGGAUUGAUUUGAUGCCUGUGAGGCUGUUCGUGUGGCCGGGCAACACCGCUUCACGGUUUAAAAGGACACAAAUAAACCGCUGGGACGAAACAAGAAAAAAAUGAUCCAUAGCCUGUUUCUCAUCAACAACACUGGCGAUAUCUUUCUGGAGAAACAUUGGAAGAGUGUGGUGAGCCGGUCAGUCUGUGAUUAUUUCUUCGAGGCCCUGGAGAAAGCCGCGGAGGCGGAAAAUGUGCCUCCGGUGAUCCCCACACCCCAUCACUACUUGGUCAGCACGUACAGAGACAAGAUCUUCUUCGUUGCUGUCAUUCAGUCCGAAGUGCCACCUCUCUUUGUCAUUGAGUUUCUCCAUCGAGUGGCAGAAACUUUGCAGGACUAUUUUGGAGAAUGCUCUGAGGCUUCAAUUAAGGAUAACGUUGUUAUCGUGUAUGAACUUCUGGAAGAAAUGUUGGAUAAUGGUUUUCCAUUGGCUACUGAAUCCAAUAUCUUAAAAGAACUAAUUAAACCUCCUACAAUUCUUCGCUCUGUUGUUAAUACUAUUACAGGUAGCAGUAACGUAGGAGAUCAACUUCCAACAGGCCAACUGUCAAAUAUCCCAUGGCGAAGAGCAGGAGUCAAAUAUACAAAUAAUGAAGCUUAUUUUGACGUUACAGAGGAAAUUGAUGCCAUCAUUGACAAAUCAGGAUCAACGGUCUUUGCUGAAAUUCAGGGUGUUAUCGAUGCUUGCAUCAAGCUAACUGGAAUGCCAGACCUCACCCUUUCCUUUAUGAACCCAAGACUACUAGAUGAUGUCAGCUUCCAUCCAUGUGUUCGCUUUAAAAGAUGGGAAUCUGAGCGAGUUCUGUCAUUCAUUCCUCCAGAUGGAAAUUUCCGUUUGAUGUCUUACCAUGUCAGCUCACAAAACUUGGUGGCAAUACCAGUUUAUGUAAAACACAACAUCAGCUUCAGAGAAAAUGGAUCUACAGGGCGAUUUGAUGUAACGAUUGGGCCAAAACAGACCAUGGGAAAGACACUGGAGAGUGUUCUAAUGAUUAUUCAUAUGCCUAAAGGAGUGCUUAAUAUGACCCUGACUGCAGCACAGGGCACUUACACAUUUGAUCCAGUUACCAAGGUGUUAACUUGGGAUAUUGGAAAAAUUACCUUGCCCAAGUUACCAACUCUAAAGGGAUUGGUUAACCUACAAACUGGGGCACCCAAACCAGAAGAGAAUCCAACAAUUAAUGUUCAGUUUCGAAUCCAACAACUUGCUGUAUCAGGUUUGAAAGUGAAUCGACUGGACAUGUAUGGGGAAAGAUACAAACCGUUCAAAGGUGUGAAAUAUAUCACCAAAGCAGGAAAAUUUCAAGUCCGGACAUAAGGGCAAGAAAAUAAAGUCUGAAACUUGGUAAUUUCUUGUCAUUUGGAAUUCAACUAAACAGAACUUCAAUUCUUUUGAAAAUGUAACAUUUCUGAAACUGCUUUUAUUGAAGUAAAAGAGAAAUAUUUCAUGUUUUCCAUGGGUUAAUUGCCUUAACUACUGACUUAAUAUGAAAAUUGGCUUAAGUAAUUGAAUUGUUUUUCAUAAUCCAGGAUAUUUUAAUAAACAAUUGUUUAUGUACAGCAUAAAUUAUAAAUUAGCAUCAUUGUGCCUAGACAACAAUUUGUAUAUAUUACUACUUCAAAUGAUUGACAUGGUCCUGUGUACACAUAUUUGAAAGUGUUUAGAAUGGAGCAGGUUAGUGUGCCAACAUAGCUCAAUAGAAUUACGUACAUCAUUCAGUGUUAUCCACUGGUGCCUGACAAGUACUAAAUUGCAACAUUUGGAAGUAGAUUACUUUAAAGGUAGCCAAAAGCAUUGAAUGUUCACUGUAAUAGGUUUAAUAAAUAUUUUGUCACAUUUUGUACAUCUGAUGAUUGAGACAGCUCACUUUUAUAUUUCAGUUUGGCUGUCACUGUCUUUUGACAGAGGGAAAAAAACCUUUCAUAGUAAGCCAUCAGGCUAAAGUUUUUUUAAAAACCGAAGUUGCUGGAAAAGAUCAGCAGAUAUGGCAGCAUCUGUGAAAGAAAAAGAGUUAACAUUUUGGGACCUGAACCUUGAACACUCUUUCUUCACAGAUGCUGCCAGACCUGCUGAGCUUUUGCAGCAGUUUUGUUUCUGUUCCUGAUUUACAGCAUUUUAGCUGAAAGAACUGCAGCUAAGUACUGGCUGAUGAAUUCUAUACAUUAUCAAAAAUGACAAAGGAGAGAGUACUCAGUGGACUGACAAAUGUAAAUCCAACUUUGAGUGAACAAAAUGACAGUAUUGCUGUUGUAAUGAGAAGUUGACCGGUAUCCUGAGCUUUGCUAGCUUUAGGUUAGAGGGAAUAAGAUUUUUUUGAACUUCAUCUGAACUGCAUAAUUUGGUGAAACCGCAUUGUAGAAUAGCAUUUAACUAGUUAACUUUUACUGGCUAAACAUCUUUAUUUCAAAUUUCAACAACCAAAACAGUUGUUAAAGCUGAAUUUUGAUAUUUUUUCAGCUUUACCUUCAAGCUUCAAGUAGUGCAUAACUUCAAAAGAGGUUCCUUUAAGACUUGUUUCUGUGGGAUAUAAACUCACCAUCUUACUCAAUUGUGACAGACAAAAUGUUAGAAAAAUACUUCAAUUACAAUUGCAGCUAGUGACAAAUUUAAUUCUUAAAUCAUCAAUCCUGGAUAUAGCCCAUAAACAUACUCUUCUUGAUUAUUCUUAGUACAUUCCACAAAAAUCAGGCAGAAUAUUACCAAAAUUUAAUAUUCAAGUUUCACAUUUACAUUUCAAAUACUGGCAAAAGGAUUCCAAAUUUGAUUGUGGUCUGGUGGUUUGGAGCAAAGUUCUCGUAAAUUUGUUUCAUUUCAGUAAUUGAUACAAAAAAGUGAGCUACGCAAUAUCCAACUUUUCACUUACUAGAUCACUCAAAAUUGAGAAAGUUGCCACUGUAAACUGAUGUUAAAUCCACCAGGAAAACCAAGCGAGUUGUCAUUUCAAAGAAAACUUGUCCACCCAUGCUGAAGUUUUUGAUACAUGAUUUAUUACAUGGUACAAUACACUAGACCAUAUUACAAAUUAGAGUUUGAUCUCAAUUCCACUGCCCUCCAUUAAACUGAAGCUGGCAGUCCAAACAUAAUCCUAAUUUCAAAACUAAUGUUUAGAAAUCCAGUAUCCAAAUGUAAAAUUACAAUGUAUUUAGGCCUUAUAGUAAAAUAGCGAAUCUACAAACAUGGCUUAAAAAUCACAAUGCUUUGAUAACUUGAGUGACUUAAAAGAAUAAAUAUUCUUUCACAAAAAUUUGAUGAAUUAACAGCCAUUAAAGUAUGUUCUGGAACUGAAGUGUAAUUGUUUCCCUAUUUGUAAUAAUACUAUCUUCAUUUAGAAAAGAUUUAUCAAAGAUUAAAGUCUCAUGCUUGAUUACAGCACAUUUAAUUUAUACUUAUGUUUUUUCAACUUGAAGAAUAGGGAUGUGGUCAUUUAAUUUUCACAGCUGCCAAGUGUGCAAGUGGUGGACGGACUAACAAUAGUUCCAAGAUUUCUUUUGACUUAUCAAUUUGAACUGCUGCCUAAAGCAACAGUUCAAAAGGAUAGCCUUGCCAGUGACACACUUCCACCCAAAAAAAUUAAAAACUUAACAUUAGAGUAUUGACGUUAGUAGCUACUACCAAUAAAAUAAACUUAUUUGCGGCAACAACAGUUUCUAAACUGUUAGAAAAGUAAUCACCAGCAUUUUGUACACCAAUGCUCUCCAUGUACAAGUAAUACACCAUUUAUAACUUCAUUGCAAUCAUGAUGCCUAUCAAAGUCAAUUAGGCAGAGAUAAAUAAGCAUCAGUCCCUUAAGAAAUGCAGCCAUAACAGUUUCAUUUUUCAUCCCUUUUAUUUUCAAUCCUUUUCAUUUUCGAAUUUGAUUUGAAAAUGUGCUGGCAAAAAACACCACACCUUGCAUGUGCGUGAAAUUUUAAUUAUAGAUGUAACUGCCAGUUUUAAUAUAAAUGCAGGCAAAUGUCACAAUAACAACUUAAUUAUCUUCCAUGUUUUCUACAUCUUUAACUCCAUCUUAAAUUUGCAACAUUUUUGAAACUAGUCUACAUAGGACAUUUUGGAAAAUGCAGUUCAAAUAAUAUUUUUUGACAGCAAUUACUGAAAGUCAUUUAAAAUGGGGGUAUGAGUUAUUUUGAAGGUUUGUAACUAGUUGUAUAUUCUAAUACUUCAACUUGUGACAUAGAAAUAAUGCACAUUUUCAACAAUUGUACUCAAAUCUGGUCAUUGGAAACACUUGUUCUUUCAGAUCCCUGUGCAAAGUAUCCACAAUGCAAAAUUGAGCAACAUUGUUAAGCAAUUGUAUACGUUUCAGAUUAAAAUACACACAUUCCAACAAAUACAUCAUUUCAAUAAAAUGGCUGUGUUCAAAAUAUUAUGAACUAUCAAGUUCCCUGACAAUAAUUAACAUGCAUUCAUUUAUUUUCACAAAUGAACCAUCCCAAAUUGAAAUUGUAAUUCAUAAAAUCACUCUAUCCACUUAACAUGCAUCCAAUUAUCCCUUCAUUAAAAAAAUCUCAUCAAUUGACUAACAGAUUUUAAACUGUUAAUCAUUGCUUCAUUUUUGAUUCAGUCCAGACUUUGAAAUUACAUUAAAUGUAGGUUUAAACAAUACAAUGGAGUUAGUUAAAAACUAAAUUCCUUCAGUACUUGAUCCUAAAACCUAAAUAUAUUCCAAACAGCACCAUGCUUAUUCUUAACCUGUGCACUGUACCAGAAUUUCAAAUUCAUUAUAUAUUCAUACUGGAUAAUCAUAUGUGCACUUGUCAAUUACUCGUGUUCAGGAUCAAUCAGACCAAAUACUGAUGACAUAAUAGACUAUGUUCCAUGAUUGAUAGUGCACUUCUCAAACUAUGCCAAUCAAAGUAAUUUAACAUCUUAGUGUCUUUGGCUUAACAACUGAAUCAAUCAUCAGGGAUCUAACAAACAGCAAAUAAACAAACUUAAUAAUCAACUGAGCAUGUAUUCUGCCAUUGCACAGCUUGGCCACAGACAGUAUAUUUGUGCAAGUGUCAUUGUGUUCAAUACUAUAUUCAGGGUCAAGAUAGAGCAGACACAUGGCUCCCAGAUCAUUAGUGUACACAAGUUGUACUCCAAACUGUCAUACCCCAUUGGAAGAAAAAAAAGCCUUGAGUUAAUAUUAAGCUGGUUAUACAUGAAAGCUACACAUUUUGUCUAUUGACUACAGCAGUUCUUCAUAUUUGUAAAUAGCAGGUCAUGAACAAGCAAGAGCUUCAAUGUUUCUUGUCUACGUCAGAUUAAUUGUAUGGUUCAUUCUGUUUAAUAGGGAUAAAUGAGGAAUAGGUGUUGAAGCAACAUACAGUUCUUAAUAUGAAAUUUUAGAAAACCAAGUGUAAAACAAAGCUAAUCAUUUCAUAUUUCAAAUUAAUAUUGUAUACACAAAAUGAAUAUACUGUUAACUUUCAGAGGUUUUGUUACUUGUGAAAGCUGUAGAUUAGAAUUGUUAACGCUACAUUUCCAUUUUGAUUCCUUUUAUACUCCAAUUAGAUGUAGAGUACAUUGUUCAUCCGUAGAAAAUUUUCUCAAUGCAGCAAGAUGGCAAAGACUAGGAAAUUGUCUUCGUUUUACUGGUACCAUGGAGUUUUCCGAACCCAACGAAGGGUGAAUCCUGCAUCUGUUCUGAUCUUAAUUGAAGCUGCCUCUGCUUCUCGUACAGUUUCCUUAACUGACUGCAUCAGGUUCUGAGCAUUGUGAACCAACAUUUCUGUAGCCUGAGUUUAAAAAAAAGUCAAACAUGCAAAUGUGUCUCAAACAAUGUUGACAGUUCAGUUUCUGAAAAUUACAGACCAAAAUUCUACUGUAAAUAUGCUUGCUCUGGACUCUUAAAAGAAAUACAUUAUCUAAUUGGUUCAAUACCUAUAA